AUGCCCAGGUACAGCAACGUGAUCGUCUUCGGUGCUACCGGGGAUGUGGGAUCUGCCGCUGCCUUGCAAGCCCAUCACCACGGCGCUACGGUGUCGCUGGCGACACGAAACCCCGCAAAGCCAAUUCCUAAGCUCGACCACCUUCCUUUCACAAGAUACCAAGCCGACUUGACACAGCCCGCUACCCUGAGAGCUGCAGUUCGCCAGGCUGGCGCGCAAGCUGCUUUUAUAUAUGGAAUCUUCGACGGGGCGGACUUCAUGAGGGUCGCGCUCCGAGCACUCAAAGAAUCCGGGGUAGAAUUUGUCGUCUUCCUAAGCAGUUUCAUUAUCCUGACCGACAUUCAUGAGGUCGAUCCCUCCGACAUCGUCCCCUGGGAGCAUGCUCAGGUGGAAAUCACGCUGGAAGAGAUCUAUGGUAGCUCCGGCUACGUGACGGUGCGGCCUGCAUUCUACGCCAGUAACCUUCUUCACGAGAAGCAGGCCAUCCUACGGGGACAAGUCAAACUGCCCAACCCCGAUGCCACUUUUGACUUUAUCUCAUCGGAGGAUAUUGGCCAUGUCGCGGGGACGAUCCUGGUCAAUGGCGCCCAAGAACGCAUCGUGCGGCUCCUUGGGCCCGAGAGGAUGACGUUGAGAGAAGCGGUAAGAACUGUGGGCCACGCGCUGGGCAAGGAAGCCCAAGUCACUAGCAUUACUCGGGGAGAGGCUGCCGCGCAGAUGGAGGCCGCCGGCAUGCCGCCCGCUAUGAUCCAGUGGCACCUUCAUAACGUGAUCGAUCGCGCUGGAUGGUACCUGGAAAGUCCUGAAGCGCUUAUGGCACGCGAAAACAUUCAGAGGUAUGCUCAGCAUCCCCCGCAGCGCUUGCAGCAGUGGGUAGAGAGCAAUCUGGCCAAGUUCCUGGAAUAA
Messenger RNA from Aspergillus brunneoviolaceus CBS 621.78, 906 nucleotides. Its product is annotated as NAD(P)-binding protein. The transcript has a single exon. The record is from RefSeq and is a predicted model, not a curated record. The coding region runs from base 1 to 906 and encodes 301 amino acids. Lineage: Eukaryota; Fungi; Ascomycota; Eurotiomycetes; Eurotiales; Aspergillaceae.